AUGUACACGAUUGGCCCCAGUCCGGAAUUUUCCCGGCAGACGAGUCCCGCGUCAAGAGACUGGAAUCCCCGAAAGCGUGGACGAACAGCGUGUACACGCUGCAAGACCAGAAAGCAGAAAUGCGACAAUGAAUAUCCCACCUGCUCCAACUGUCAGAAAGCCGGGGUCACAUGCGACAAGUCUAGCGUGCGCGAAGACUCGGACAGGCAGAACGAUUAUACACGCGCCCUAGAGGAGCGGGUGGCUUUCCUUGAAGGCCGACUUGGCCAGUCGGAUCUACUGACCAGCCAGCAUGUUGCUUCGAUCCCAGCAUCAACCUGGUCUCCUCAAGGAUAUAGCACAACGCCACAUGGAGCGAGUUCCGGCUUGGACAACAAUCCAGUUGGAGAAAUCGUGGGCCUCCUUGCCCUGAGCUCAUCCGAAGCACCCGCGUAUGUGGGUUCAAGCUCCGGCCUCUCCUUGGCCGCUAACCUGGGGGAGAUGGUCCAGACAAGUGUCUGGAACCAAUUUAUCUCACGGAUGCAGCCGCAGCAAAACCAUACAGGGAACCCUGCCUCUCAAAGUACAACAGGUCUGGCUUCAGGGGCGCCGCAGCAACUCGGGGGCGGGUGCGCCCGAAUUCGAGAUAGAACCAAAAGGGCAGAAGAACUUCUGCCAGAGCCGCCGAAUGAUGAGAUGGGAUCACGGAUGAUCGAAACGUACCUCAAGCGGCUUCAUUCCCGCUACCCGUUCCUCGAUCGGAAGCAGAUCUGGCGACUUCAUGAAGAACGUUGGGAGUUGGCGAAAACAAAACGCGAAGAUCUCACAAGAUCUGACAGAUUUUCCAUUUUCAAGCUGAAUUUGGUUUAUGCUAUUGGAGCAACGAUGCUUCAGCUCAGUGAGAAAUAUAAAUAUUCAUACACUGCACCAGAGCGGUUCUAUGCCUUUGCACUGCAAUAUGUGCCCACAAUGUGCGAAGCGCGCUCCAUCGAGAACAUUGAAGCAAUGGUACUCCUUGUUGUCUACCAUCUCCGUACUGCGUCUAGCCAUGGCAUGUGGUAUAUGAUCGGGCUGGCAAUGCGCACAGCAAUCGACCUGGGCCUCCACAGAAAAGCAAACGAGAUCAACAUGGACCCAUUCACGACUCAAAUGCGAAGAAGACUCUUCUGGACAGUCUACUACCUAGAAAGAGUAGUCUCCAUGUCCCUCGGCCGUCCAUUCAGUAUCUCCGACCGCCACAUCGACCUCGAUCUGCCUAUAGAUAUCGACGAUGACAUCCAAGAUCCGGCUUUACUCACCGCACCACAAGCCCCUGGAACGACAACAACACUAACAUUCGCAAUCUACCUCUUCAAACUCCGACGCAUCGACUCCCGCAUCCAGCACAAGAUAUACCGCGCCGACCGACCCCUCUCCUCCCUCCGACUCAAAAUGGACCCCCUCUACCUCGAACUAGAAGACUGGAAAAAGUCCGCCUUCCUCCGUUUCACCGGCCAAGACCUUGACUACCCAAUGCUACACUACAACCGAGCCGUCAGACUCCUCAUCCAACCCCCUUCCCCCCUUCUCCCUAUCACAGACCCCUACUACCAAAUCUGCCUACACGCCGCCGGUGAAAUCUGCCAAUCCCACAAACGCCUCCACCAAACUCUCGAAUACGGUCACUCUUUCCUCGCCGUGCAAACCGUCUUCAUGGCGGGUAUCACCUUACUCUACGCACUCUGGACACACACAGACCAAGUCUGGACAGUGCGAAUGAGUAACGACAUCCGUGCCUGCUCAACCGUGCUCUUCGUAAUGGGGGAAAGAGCAGCAUGGGUAAAGAAAUACCGCGACGCAUUCGAGUUACUGGUCAACGCAGCAAUGGAAAAAUUACAAGGCAACGAAACUGCACGGAGCGCAGGAAUGGCAGAACUUAUGACAGCGCAGCAUGGCACGGCCUCUUCAAAUGCGACUAUGCCCGGCAUAUCCAGCAGUGAACGACUACAUGCGGAAAAUCCGACGGGUUUGGCGCCUGAUACUGCGGAUCUUGGGGCACAGCCUUAUCCGGAUGAGGAUAGUGGUCAUGCGGUGAGGAUGGCGCUGCAGCUUGCGCCUUGGAUUGAUCAGAAUCAGAGUGAUCCGCUCUGGAUGCCGGAUUUUGAGACGUUGGAGAGUUUGUCGGGGAAUUUUUGGAGUGGGACUGAUACUGCACUUUUUGAUGCAUUGUGA
Messenger RNA from Penicillium argentinense, 2190 nucleotides. RefSeq names its product putative C6 transcription factor. Lineage: Eukaryota; Fungi; Ascomycota; Eurotiomycetes; Eurotiales; Aspergillaceae. Gene Ontology annotation, molecular function: DNA-binding transcription factor activity, RNA polymerase II-specific; sequence-specific DNA binding; zinc ion binding. The record is from RefSeq and is a predicted model, not a curated record. Gene Ontology annotation, biological process: positive regulation of transcription by RNA polymerase II; DNA-templated transcription. The coding region runs from base 1 to 2190 and encodes 729 amino acids. The transcript is spliced from 4 exons.